AUACAACGCUGCCGGAGAUCCCGUAGAAGUGAUGCUGGUGGACCUACAAGGCAUGCGUCGAGUGUCCCCCGCCGUCGACCUCAACUACUUCUUGUACUCCAGCUUCAACGGCCCUGACCGCUCUCCGAACGUAGAGCUCUUCCUUGGUGUGUAUUACACCUCCUUCUGCGAAGUCCUAAGAGCUGCGAACACUCCGGUUCCAUUCACCCUUGAAGAGCUGCGUCAGGAGUACCGCCGCAAAAUGGAAUACGGGUGUAUUGCGGGCAUGUUCGUAGUACCCAUCAUCUUGAGCGAGGUCGAAGACGCCCCGGAUUUCGAGGGUAUAACGGACGACAAGAUGGAGGAGUUCGCUAAACAGCGGCAGGAAGUCUUAUUGAAGAUGAUCAGCAGAGAAGACGGUCUUCUCAAACCCAGGUUCCUAGACAUGUUUGACGAGAUGGUAGAAGCAGGUAUUAUACCACGCCACAGCAAGGGAGAUUCGACUUAAUAUUCUAAUAGCAGUGAUGUAUGCACAAGAUUCUUGUCUUAGUCCAAUUCUCUUCAACAUUUAUGUGAAUGACCUUCCUCAACCAGAGUUUAAUGAUACAAUUAUAACGCAGUUUGCAGAUGAUGUUAUCCAUGUCGUCUCAUCAACUCCGGUAACAGGAAAAUACAAGUAUGAGAGAGUCAUAGAAGAAAUGAAUAUAGAACUUCGUCGAAAAUCUAAUUGGGAAAAGAAAUGGAGAAUUACAACUAACCCUGACAAAGUCCUUGUUAGCACGAUAGGAUGUUUUGCAUCAACCAUCGAAGAUAAAGGGGGUAUCUCCAUCAGAGGUACACCUGUAGCCAUUAGAAACCCUAACAAGAUCUUGGGAUAUGAAAUAGACAGGCUGCUCCACUCAACAUCUCAUGUAAAUAAAAAGAUCAACAUAGCCAAAGCCGGUCUUAGCAGUCUCUUUAGAUUCAAUCAAGCCCCUCCACAUGUCAAAAAACAUCUGUAUAAAAUGAUAAUAAGACCUAUACUCGAAUACCCGUGUCCCAAUGUCAUUAACAACAAAGACCAACAUGCUACGGUUGCAACGGGUCCAGAAUAGAGCUCUUCGCUUCAUUGCGGGUACCAGGAGGAGAGACAGAGUUAAAAUGGCAGAUUUACACGUACAACUAGAUAUUACUGCCUUAAAUGUACGCCUCGACACCCUGAAAAAGAAACAACUCUAUGCAAUGCAAGAACUCUACAUGCCAGAUAGAGAACAUCCUCUACAAAUUGAAAAUACCACGGAUUAUAUCAUCAAUACUCCUCCUCACAGGACUCAAAGAAUGACUCUCCCACAGAGGGUCCGUCGUUUUAUCCAUAAAGAUGAUUACCAUCGACCAAUGAUACUGAGCAACCUCCUUGCAGAUGAAGAUGAUUGGGUAACACCAGAACCCUUCUAUGUUUACUAAGAAAAUCAUCGCCCCCAAUUAGGGAGAUAUCUUGUACAACAUUCUACUGUUAAAAUUAUGCUACAUUUACUAUGGCGGGACACCACCUUGUAAGAAGCUGAUGUGAAAAGUAAUUCUUUAUGAACUGGCCAGGAAAUUAUUGCCUUCAUUGUCGCUUAAAUAUCCGUUGUGCAAUCGCAAAAAAAAGGCAGUUGCAACUUGUAUAUUUACUACCAAUUCAUGUACUUAUAUAUCUGUUAUAUCUAUGUGACUCUGAUGGGUUAGUAUUAUACCCCUUCAAGAAUAUUUUAUUAUUCCACAUACACUUUUUAAAUUACACCAAAGUGGUUGGGCCACUUACCUUUUAUAUCCUACCUCUCUCCCCCUCUCUCAUCCUUUUCCAAUAUUUCUAUCCUUACCCAUCCUUCUUCCUUGGAAACCCAUCUUACCAAAGCUCUGGUCAAGAAGUGAAGUGAAGUGAUGUAUGUACGUCACAAAUUACUGUAAAUUGUAUGUCAAGGCCUUGCUUCAUUAAACAGAUAAUUAUUUGUAUGUAAAUAUUCCUUUUACUAAAUGUAUAGCUUUUAAUACAGAUGUUUUAUAAUUAAAUUGUAUCAAAUAUAUUUUAAGAAGAAAUUGCUUAUGUGCCUAAUUUUACUAGACAUGUCAGAAAAGGAAUGCGCUCCAAAAGGUCUGUAUCUCUCAUUGUAUAUGAACUGAAAUAUGACUAAUCAAUAUUUUAGGGGAUUAAAAACAUUCUUGAUUGGCAAUGUAGCAGUGAAACAGCCUUGAAGACACGCUGCGCAACUAGUGAAACGUCCGUAUAAAAACUUGCUUACAGCGUGUCUUUGUAUUGUUGUCAGUACAUCAGUUAGAUCAGCAGUGUAGUCUUGCUGAUCCCUCUUAUGGUUGAUAGGCUUUAAACCUAACAAUUCGACCAUCUGCCAGCUUAGUUAAGCCAAAGCAAGCGGCUGCAAGGUAGACUUGGAUGAGCUACGGUGAGGAAAUACCACAUAUGUGUAAGGAAUACCGAGUACUCAUAGUCCCGUGGGAAUGACUACACCUCACUAGGUUGAAUCCCAAGUGAACGGAACCUAUGGAAAAAAACUUGUAAACUGAUUGUACUUUUUCCUUUAGCAUUAAAUAAGUACCUGGGGUCAGGGCCUAUGAGAGAAAGGGGUGGGGUAAGCCGGCACAUUAAUGACGAUUUUGCAGCAGAAAUGCAACAUUUAUCAUUAAGUACAUAAAGCAAAUUGUGGAAAACCAGAAGUGAAAGCUUUAGAACUGCUAAAUAUAUUAACAGACUACAAACUUUGUGAGAUAUUUCCAAAUGUUUGUGUUAGUUUGAGAAUAUUGUUGACAAUUCCAGCUACAGUAGCGUCAGCAGAAAAAAUUUUGCCCAACUCAACAUACCCAAAACUUUUAAAGGUUAACUGUGUCCAACCCAACUUACUGGUUUAGUAAGACUGAGUAUUGAAUCAAACAUUACCAGAGAAACUGAUUUUGAUAGUGUUAUCAUAAAUUUUGCAGACAAAAAAGCCAGGAAAGCUCAUUUCACUAAGCAGUCUAGUAAUAUUAAACUUUUAAGAAUUUAUUUUACUUUUAAAGAACAUAUUAAACGUUUAAUAAAUAAAAAAUUAGGCACUUGUAUAGUUAUAGGUCAACAAAAGUUUUCAAAAUCUAUGAAGUAUAUGUUAUCUGGUCAUUCUCCUGCUCAGAAAAUAAAGCAUUUAUGAAACUUUA
Molecule: messenger RNA, 3144 nt
Organism: Cherax quadricarinatus
Lineage: Eukaryota; Metazoa; Arthropoda; Malacostraca; Decapoda; Parastacidae
Source: RefSeq, a predicted model, not a curated record